AUGCGCGCCGCGACGCCGCAGAUGCCUGUAUGCGGCGGCUGAACGCCAGAGGACCCUUUCACCCCCUUCUAGUGACUGCUGUGCGACCAGGAUAGCUAUGCGCGUCGCCGGUGGCGUUAGCAAACCAGCGCCCUCGGUGCUUUUUCCCACCCAGCUUCCAUCAUCCUCACUGUGCAUUUGAUUGCGGGAGGAGGACCACUUUCCGAUCCAGCAGUCCGUUUCCAUACCAUCCCGCGCCCAUGGAGCCUGCUGUCAACGGUGCGCCAGCGCCCAUUGCUACAAAGCCUCUCGGCCCUGAUGACUUCGUCCGCAGUCGCGAGUUGUACAGGUACUUCAACCCCGCGCAAAACCUCGUCGCCUCGCAGUCUAGCACUGCGCCAGACACCGUCUUGACCGCGUACGCCCAGCUGGUGGCAUGGCGUCUAAAUGCACAGCGGAGCCUAGUCAGCCUGAUUGAUAAGGAAAUACAAUACUUCGUGGCCGAGAGCACCAAGACGUUGAGUCUGGAGGACAGUACGCUACACGAUGACCCGGAUGAUGCGAUAUGGGCAGGAUGCAUCAAUGUCCCAAAGGCCGGCCGCCUCUGCGAACACACGUUACAAACGAUGCCCACUAGCGACGGCAGCCCCGCUUGCUUCGAAGUACUCGACCUAUCCCAAGACCCUCGAUUCUCUCAACUGCCCUUUGUCGCUGGCCCUCCACACUUCCGCUACUACGUCGGCGUUCCCAUUCGGACGAAGAAGGGUGUCAGCAUAGGAAGUCUCUUUGCGAUGGAUGUUGUGGCCCGCGGGCCUUUGGGUGUGGCAAACAAGCUGUUUCUUACUACGAUUGCCAGCAAUAUCAUGACACAUCUAGAAACUAUGAAGGAGAAAGAAGAGCGUAUCAGGGCACUAAACAUGAACACAUGUCUAGCAGUGUUUGUUGAUCCCGAGCACCAACGCAGACGGAGGAGGACGUCAUCAGGAAGUCCACCAGCAAGAGGGGCACAUCGAGGUAGUACAGUCCGGAGACCAGCAGCAGACAAUGUCUCAGUGACAUCUCUCCGGAACCCCAUGGGAUUAGAUCAAGAUAAGAGAUCGUCUCCAAAAGGCUCUCCAAGGCCAACACAUUCUCGAAGAAAGCCACAUGUAGGCGAAUCGAGUGUCUCGCCGGAAACAUCACCCCAAGAGAAUGCAAUCCCCAGACCCGGUCUACAGAAGCAUCGUCAUAAAAUCAGCCAAGAAGAAGACGGCGGAGCGGAGCAUUCUGAGUCUAAGUACUCUUCGAGGACGGAUUCCGAUACGUCUUAUAAACAAAAGGUGGUUGAGGACGACCAUUUGCGUACCUUCCGGAGAGCUGCGCAGUUACUAUAUGACUCACUCUCCCUACAAAAUGGAGGUGGGGUUGUAUUUCUUGAUACAAUGACUUCGAUGCAAAGCGAAUCAGACGACUUCGACGGCUGGAACCUGAAUGAGCAUACACGCUCAGAUGUACAGUUUCAGUACGAAGAUAAGGAAGAAGCUGGAAAUACACCUGCUGCAUUCAACCAGCCUCGUCGGCGCGGCAUGUCUGGUGUAUUAGGCGCCGCCAGAUCAUCUUCUAACGAGGUAACAAGCAACAGCAACAGCAACAGCAACGAAACGGAUGACUUCACGUCAAUUUCCCCGUUGGACCUUCAUAAACUAAUAAAACGACACCCGCGUGGCCAGCUGUUCAACUUGGACGUAGAAGGAUUCAGCGGGUCCAGUUCGUCUGGGGAUGAGCCAACCGCAUUCGAUUUGCACAUAAGUCGGAAGAGCUUUCCGUCCGAAACGGAAAGAGCUCUUCUGCUCAAGCACUUUCCAGGAAGUCGACAAGUGAUUUUCCUGCCCCUUUACGACUCCACGUCUUCAAGAUGGAGUACUUGUUUUGUGUACAACCUUUACGAUUUCCAUAACCUGACUUUAAAUCCCGACUUCCUCUACUGCAUUGCCUUCUGCAAUUGCGUGAUGACGGAAAUUGGUCGACUCGCGACUCUCGCCGCAGAUCAACAGAAGUCGGAUUUUAUUGGGUCUAUAAGCCAUGAGCUAAGAUCGCCGUUGCAUGGCAUAUUAGCUUCUAUGGAAUUUCUUCAUGAUACAGAUACCACUUCGUUCCAGAAGUCACUAGUGGAGACCGCUGACGCGUGUGCUCGAACCCUGUUGGAUACCAUCAAUAUGGUUCUUGAUUACAGUAGACUUAACGCGUUCGAGCGAAGCGCGCAAAAAGCUCGCAGAGCAGGAAAACGUGGUCAGGCACCCGCCGGGUUUGGAGGCAAUUCGAACGGGUUUCAACCUGUGCUUAACAUCUACGGGGAUGUUGAUCUGGCCGCCAUCACUGAAGAGGUCGUUGAAGGAGUUUCCACUGGUCAAAUCUUCAAAGAUAUCACUACUGUCGAGGGAGAAGAUAUACCCCUUCAUCAACGUAAAAAGAGUACGCCACUCAGGCGGCUAAGUGAGACUGGAACACCUGAAGCCGACCAAAUCACAAAACCCAAUGUCGAGACUAUCAUUAAUAUUGGAGCGCGUGCAGCCGGCUGGAGUUUUGUAACCCAACCCGGCGCGUUCCGGCGUAUCGUCAUGAAUUUGUUCGGCAAUUCACUGAAGUACACGAGCAGAGGCCACAUACUCGUCGAACUGGAUGCUGAAGACGUCCAAAAGGGCGCUAACGGCUCGCCGACAGAUGUGACUACAUGGGUAACGCUCAAGGUCUCUGACACCGGAAAAGGAAUAUCACCAGAAUACAUGAGGAAUAGGCUGUUUACGCCCUUUGCCCAAGAGAGCAGUAUGAACCCAGGUACUGGCCUAGGCCUCUCUCUUGUGAAGGGCAUCGUCAACAUGCUUCAUGGCGAGAUCACCGUCAAGUCUACUGUCGGAAUCGGGACAGCGGUAGAGAUCAAAUUACCCAUGAAUCAUACGCCAAUGAACUCAACAUCAACGCCUAGCUCAGCUGGUAGCAGUCUGGAGCGCGCAAAAGACGACAGCAUUCCAUUCUGUCGGGCAGAAGCCGUGGACAAGACGGUCGCUCUCUUCAGAAAAUCCCCGAGUAUUAAUUCCAGUGAGCAGUCCAAGGCCACCAAACUGCAAAGUCAGACCUUGGUCAACUACUUCCGGAACUGGUUCGGGUUUGUCGACGUUACUGAGUGGGUAGCUGGGUCCACAGCUCAUGUCGUUGCUGUUGACGAGACCGAUCUUGAAGCAUUGCUGAAAAUUAUCAAUAGCGCGACAAACUCCGACCCGAAACCUAUGAUAAUCGUGUUCUGUGGAAAUGCGUCUAGGCUCGCGUUAACAAGAGACUAUUCGGACGCUGGUGUAAUCAUCGAGUUCCUUUGUGUCCCAGUGGGACCACAUAAGCUCGCCCGGGCCCUCCGAGUGGAGUUUGAAGCGUACAACAGACUGGACUCGUCAGAUACCACGUGCAAGGACUCAACAUCAGAGUCCGCGGACUCCCUAGUGUCAGCGGUGGAACAUGUUACUCUCAAAACCGGGGACCGCGACACCCCAGAUAUUCAACUACUGGUAAAUGGAGGCAUCAUUGCAAACAUGGCAUCAAGCAAUGCGAAUAUGGCAUUAGGCACACCGCGCAGUGAGAAAAGCUCAACCGUGAAAGGAGAGGAGGCGUUUCCGUUUCCGUCUGACGCUCCUGCGAAUGAUCUUGGUAUCCUAGCUACGGAUUCGCUGUCGGACAUUAUCGACAGGCCUGUAUCUGCGAUUGACCAGCAACGUCCUAAUCUUGGACCUCGGAGAACCAUAUCACCUACGCGGUCAGAGCUUGCGGCUCGAGAACCUGAACCUACGCUGCCGAUGACAGGCGCUGGUGCGCUUACCAGUACACCCGACGUACCGCUCAUCACCCCUAUUCCUUCCUCAACUGCGCCACGCCCACCUCGUCUGCUCCUAGUCGACGACAACCCCGUGAACCUUCGCCUCCUCAACACCUUCAUGCGUAAGCGAAAGUACCAAAACGUCGUCUCAGCCGAAGACGGCGAGCAGGCUGUCACUGCGUACCGGACCGCCAUCUCGCGCUCCCCGCCAGAACCACCCGACAUCAUCUUCAUGGACAUCAGCAUGCCCAUACUCGAUGGGUUUGCGGCGACGCGACAAAUCCGUGAAAUUGAACGCGAGGUGGCAGCGAGCUCGGGGCCUAUGGAAACGCCGCCCCCGAGCCUAGUGAUUGCCCUUACCGGGCUGGCAUCUGGGAGGGACCAGAGCGAGGCGUUUCUUAGCGGAUUUGAUCUCUACAUGACCAAGCCGGUCAGCUUCCGAGAAGUGGGUCGGCUGUUGGAUAAUUGGCAGGGGCAUGGGGGCGCGGCUGCAGCGAAGACGCCACAUGGGAGUUUGACAGGGUCGGAGGUUUGAGUGAUUAAUGAGGGAGAAUUGGAGCUGUCUAAUUCUUCGAUAUGGGUAUGUGGUUACGAAGCUUCACGAAUGAAGAGCUGCUCUGCUAUGAGUGGCAUAUCUCGGUACUCUCGUCACGAUUAACGAGCGAUGUGGCGUUUUGGAGCUGUAGCUCUAGAUAGGGGACAGAACUAUAUGCUUGUGCAUACAGCCCCAGUUACGGUCACUAGAACUGAAAGACAAACAAAGUAGGCUCAACGCUAAUAGCUCCACAGCCUCGCUUACUUCAAACACGCAGUCUUUUGAUGAAGGUGC
Molecule: messenger RNA, 4649 nt
Organism: Mytilinidion resinicola
Lineage: Eukaryota; Fungi; Ascomycota; Dothideomycetes; Mytilinidiales; Mytilinidiaceae
Exons: 12
Coding region: 240-4355 (1371 amino acids)
Biological process (GO): phosphorelay signal transduction system; phosphorylation
Molecular function (GO): phosphorelay sensor kinase activity
Source: RefSeq, a predicted model, not a curated record